This is a messenger RNA of Exophiala oligosperma, 2368 nucleotides long. RefSeq lists its product as uncharacterized. NCBI's taxonomy places the organism in Eukaryota, Fungi, Ascomycota, Eurotiomycetes, Chaetothyriales, Herpotrichiellaceae. The transcript has 2 exons. The coding region runs from base 100 to 1125 and encodes 341 amino acids. The record is from RefSeq and is a predicted model, not a curated record.
UCAGCGCAGCCUUGUUCGAAAGACUAAGUACAACCUUCCACAACAGCGCCAAAGAGGUUUGCACUCUACGUCUUUGUCAAUCCACUUGAUCACAGCUCAAUGCAAGCGCUACGGCCGGCGCUUUGGCGUCAGGCUUGCCGGGCAUCUCGACGUUCGCCGUGGCAGCGUCGAGGACAACACGGCCAACAUGGUCCUCAUAAAGAAUACUUCCAGACUCCAGGACAAAUGCCUGCCCCCGACACGACACCGUACACAGGAGCAUACACCCCACAAAUUGUCAAAACUCCCACAGGGCCCUCACUCUUCUGGCGCUUCGCCAGAUCGGUGUUCUGGGCGGAUCUCUUCUUCACCCUCGGCGCAAUCGCAGGCACAGCUUUGAUCAGCUGGGAGUACCUGCAACCACCCUUCGAGCCUGGCUCUGAAGAGGAUCAAGAGUUAUGCGAGGAAAUAAAGGAGACACUCGAGGUGCACCCUCUGGUCGAGGGUCUACGUGAGCAGAAUUGGACCGAAGAGAACUUCUAUGCGAGCCGCUCGAAUGGCGCCGUCAGGGGUGAACACCUGGUAGGCGAGAAGCUUACAGGCACACGCGGUGUAACAAUGAAGGUCUUCAAACAUCCUUCGCAGCCUAUAACCAUGAUGGUAUUCUUUCUGGGUUUCGGCGUAGAGGGUUGGCCUGACACGAUUCACGGCGGUAUGACGAUGUCUCUCCUGCACGAAAGCGUCCAACAGCACCUUCAAAUGCAUCACCCGGAACUUGGACCUGCGACUGCUCAGUUCAGCAAUGUUUCUUUCUUCAGACCAAUGCGGCCCGGCGACGUGUAUAGCAUCUUCGUUCCUCCAACAAUUGUGCAGCCUAGUGUCAAAGAACACCAUAAAUCAGUGCACGUAACGCCGAUACUGAUGUACUUGGAUGGGCCGAUAAGCGUCGAGGUAGCGAGCAACUGGCAAGGGAAACCUGAGCAGGGCGAGCAAUCUGGCAAUGCGCAAACGAUAGCUGGUGCUUCCAUGUUUGACAGACAAAGCCUGAAAGCUAUUCCCAACAUACAUGCGUUUGGUGAAAUGGAUGUCGCAGUCCCGGCGGCGAAUGCAUUCGAGGAUACUACGCGCAAUCCUCCGCUGUUCUAAGUUCUAGACUCCAUUGCGAAGGAGUGCAAUGUUGGCUGGAACUUACAGAGUUUGCACAGUAAGCAAUGAGAGACUGGUACUCGCCACUGUGGUCGGACACAAGCGCAACGAAGACUUAAUGACUAGAGUGUCAGAUUGCUCAGCAUGAUCUAAGACCUUUGAGAUCUCCCUCCGCCAUGUCCAGAACAUUUACGCCGAUCCACACUGAAACAGCGGUCGAGUGAUAGCCAACGCUCAACCCAAAAACAGUGAUCGACUAGCACUCUCCUGUGCUGUACGUCGCCUUGUACGCUCGACCUGGAGGGAUUGAUGUGUUUGAGCAUUGACCGGACAUGAUAAAGAUGUGAUAAUGCCGGUGGUAAAAAUGGACGACUCAGGCGGUGGAUGCGGAGUCGUGGAGAGAUCGUGGUCGAGGGCAUGGCACGAUAAACGAAUCUUUUCCCGACGUGCAUGAAAAGAGCCGAGGAACAUGAAGUCCUCCACGUUUCUUUUAGCUUCUCAUGAGGGCAUACACCACGGAAGAUUACCCCUAUGUGGAAAACGAUACCGGGCUGUCAGGCCAGACGUGGUGUGUGUCCACAUGGUAUGGAUGGAUUGUGAAAAGCAUAUUUGCCAACCGGACUCAUCUUUAGAGACAUCUGACGCAGUCGAGCGAGUCAGCAUUGAUCAGACAUAUCGAGGGCACGGCAUUGUCACAACUCGAUCGAAUCCCGGUGCGCUCUACUGUUACAUUUACAGGCUCCGGAACUCUACUGUUGAACCUUGACAACCAGAUUCCUGGGCCCUAGACGACUACAGGGGUAAACAUUGCACCUAUCACCAUCAAUUGUCCAGAUCCCUACGGUUUAUUGUGUCCUCAUGUCGUGGCUGGAUGGGAUGCCUCGGUAUCCUGCCGGCUAAGGGACUGGUUUAGGUACGAGUUACCGGCAACUGUCCAAGUGUUCUGCGGAGAAGUGGAUCAAUAUUGCAUGGACGGACACCAGAUGUCAAUACCCGAGAUAUCGAAGAGGGACUUGCACCGCACCCUUUACCUGAGUCCAGCCUUGGAAUUUGCUUUUUGACCGUGGUCCUAGCGCCCUAAACUUGGUGUUGGCUCCUUUUAGAUUCCGGGGAGUCCGUGGCUGUCAGCGACCACCUCUUGGACGAGUAUGCACGGGAUGCACCGCAUGUACACUACCGUGCUCUCGUAGAAUUAGAUAUUGAAACUUUGUACAAGUUACACAAAAAGCAUUAGGCAUUGAGC